Fundulus heteroclitus (mummichog) is the source of this 1944-nucleotide messenger RNA. Its product is annotated as cadherin-10. NCBI's taxonomy places the organism in Eukaryota, Metazoa, Chordata, Actinopteri, Cyprinodontiformes, Fundulidae. The record is from RefSeq and is a predicted model, not a curated record. Gene Ontology annotation, cellular component: adherens junction; catenin complex; plasma membrane. Gene Ontology annotation, molecular function: calcium ion binding; cadherin binding. The transcript has 9 exons. Gene Ontology annotation, biological process: multicellular organism development; cell morphogenesis; cell-cell junction assembly. The coding region runs from base 424 to 1929 and encodes 501 amino acids.
AAAAGAAAAGAAAGAAAGUGUGGAAGUAAAGAGAAGGAGGAGUAAGUGAGCAAGGGGAGGGAGCAGAGAAGCGAGCUGGAGACUCUCUCUCUCUCUCUCUCUCUCUCUCUCUCUCUCCUCCACACAGAGUCCCAUACACAUUCGCAGCAGCUGUGCCGCUGUCAGUCCUGGAAUGUAAGCACUGCCGACAGGAGUCUGGUUUUCCCACCGCUAAGAACCAAGAAAGGAGUACCAACCCAGCACUGCUCCCUCACACCCACAGAUGGAUGCUAAGCGCAGCAGAACCUAAGGAACCCAAAAGACACGAGGGAAAGGAAAUACAAUGCCGGUUCUGACAAGGCUACCUUCCAGUGUUUGCCCUCUCAGAAGCUCAUUCCCAUAAUUCACAAGUCAUUGCGGACAUUUCCCUGUCGAUUGGAUACCAUGAUAGGCAAUCAGGCUCUGCUCCUCUUGAUGCUCUAUUUCUUGUGGCCCGGUGCCGCCCUGCCUUUCAUGCCUGGGAAUAUCGGGAAUCUGUUUGGGAUGCCAGAGAGUGACGGGAAGGUUCUUCAGCGCUCCAAACGGGGAUGGAUGUGGAAUCAAUUCUUUCUGCUUGAGGAGUAUGCGGGAAAUGACCAUCAAUACGUUGGCAAGCUGCAUUCUAACGCGGACAAAGGCGACGGCACCGUGAAGUACAUCCUGACCGGAGACGGGGCUGGCAGCCUGUUUCUGAUUGACGAGAAGUCCGGAGAUAUCCACGCCACCAAGAGGCUGGACCGGGAAGAGAAAGCCAUGUACACGCUGCACGCCAAGGUCGUGGACAGAACCACCAAUGCAGAACUCGAACCCGACACUGAGUUCAACAUAAAAAUCCACGACAUCAACGACAACGCGCCGAGAUUUGAAAAAGAGGUGUUCUAUGCCAGCGUCCCUGAAAUGUCCGAAGUUGGUACGUCCGUCGUCACCGUAACUGCCACUGAUGCGGAUGAUCAAACGUACGGGAACAGCGCCAAGCUUGUGUACAGCAUCCUGCAGGGACAGCCGUAUUUCUCUGUGGAUUCGGAAAACGGAACCAUUAAGACAGCUCUGCCUGGCAUGGACAGAGAAGUCAAGGAGCACUACCAGGUUGUGAUUCAGGCCAAAGACAUGGCGGGACAGAUGGGCGGGCUUUCAGGGACCACGACAGUCAGCAUCACCCUCUCCGAUGUCAACGACAGCCCGCCACGCUUCGCCAACCAUUCCUUCCGUGUGACCACCGUGGAGUCUACGGAGAUAGGUGGCGCUAUCGGGCGCAUAAAAGCCGACGAUCCCGACGUGGGCCAUAACGCUGAGAUGGAGUACAGCAUCGUCGGUGGCCACGACACAUUCAACAUCAUCACUGACCAAGCCACACAGGAAGGAGUCAUCAUAAUCAAAAAGGCGCUGGAUUAUGAAAGUAAGAGGGACUACGAUUUCAGAGUGGAGGUGAAAAACACCUACUUAGACGCCAGGUUCAUCCACGGCGUGCAGUUCAAAGACUACGCCACGGUCAAGGUGACGGUGGAGGACGUGGACGAGCCGCCCGUCUUCGCCCGCAACCCUUACAUCAUCGAGGUGCACGAGGACACGGCCGCCGGCAGCUUCGUCGGCGUCGUGCUGGCCAGGGACCCCGACGCCGACAACAAGCCAGUAAAAUACUCCAUUGACCGACACACGGAUCUUGAAAGGCUGUUUAACAUCGAUUCUGUGAAUGGCACCAUCACAACUCUGAAAUCACUCGACAGAGAAAUGUCCAAAUGGCACAACAUCUCUGUGGUGGCCACUGAAAUAAAUAACCCACGGCAGACGACUCGAGUGCCCGUCUUCAUCAAGGUGUUGGACGUCAAUGACAACGCUCCAGAGUUCGCCAUGUCCUACGACACAUUCGUCUGUGAAAACGUCAAAGCAGGACAGGUGCAUGAAAACUGUUGAUCGAUCAACUCAGUU